AUGUCAGCUGAUAGGGAACCUCGUCACAGCGAUGCUGCUGCUGCUGCUGCUGCUACUGCUACUGUUGUUGUCGACGAGACGAUUGCGGUAGAUACUACCCAUCAGUCGACCGAUGCCAAGAAGCAAAAAGAUAACAAACAGCCUUCGAGCUCGUCACAAAUCUUCACCUAUCUCAAUCUUCUCUUCCGCACAAAGCCAGCAUGGGUCGACAUCAUACUCGUCCUGGUAGGCACCAUCUCCGCAAUCGGGGCCGGAACGCCAACGCCGCUCAUCGGUAUCGUUCUCGGUAACUUGAUGGAUGAUCUGAACAGCGCCAGCUGCACAAGCAGUGAUAGCAGCGAUCCGUACGCCAUCGAGUCCAGUGUCAACUCGUCCGUCAAGCUGCUCGUCAUCAUCGCGGCGGCACAAUUCUGUCUCAUUUACAUCUAUGCCGUGUGCUGGCGGCUUCAGAGCGAGCGACUGACGCACCGCCUCCGCGAUGCCUAUUUCCGGUCCGUCUUGGCGCACGAGCCAGCCUUCUUUGACAACAGGAGCGCAGGAGAAGUCUCGUCGAGAUUGAGCGCCGAUUGCGCCGCCGUCCAGGCCGGCACUUCGGAAAAGGUCGGCACCGUCAUCGGCCAAAUCUCCUUCUUCUGCACCUCUUUUAUUGUUGCGUUUGUACGUUUGCCGGUCCUGGCGGGGAUCAUGACGUGCAUCUUUCCCGCCUUUGUCGCCAUGUCUUGGCUCACGGGCGGCCCCUUGGUCAAGUUCUCCGGCCGUGUGAUGGAGGCUUCGGCCUCUGCUGCGUCGAUUGCUUCCGAGGCACUCAACAACGUGGCUGUUGUGCAAGCGUUCGGGGCCGGCCCGAGACUCGAGGCCAAGUUCGCAUCACACAUGGCUUCCUCGAGAACCGCCGGAAUCAAGAAGGCCUUUGUGGCUUCACUUCAAGCGGGCUCAAUCUACUUCAUCAGCUACUGCGCCAACUCGCUUGCUUACUGGCAGGGCAGUCGUAUGAUUGCCGAUUCACAAAUUCAUGGGGGUGAUGCCACCGUCGGAAAGGUCUUUACGGUUGUAUUCUUGGUUGUCGAUGCUUGCAUCGUUUUUGGCGGUGUUACUCCAAUGCUUCCAAUCUUUAGCGGUGCCUCAUCUGCCUACCUGCGGCUCAAGGCAGACAUGGAUCAGCCCAGCUCCAUCGACGGCACCGAUGACUCUGGCGAUCGACUACCACACGACACGCCGGGUGCCAUAGAACUCCAAGGAGUAUCCUUCUCAUACCCCUCAAGACCGGAGCAGCUCGCUCUGAGUGAUGUCAACCUUUAUUUCCCUGCUGGGAAACACACCGCGCUCGUUGGUCUCUCUGGCAGCGGCAAGUCCACAGUGGCGGCGCUCGUCUCUCGCCUGUACGACCCCCUAAGUGGGACCAUCACAUUCGACGGCGUCGAUAUCCGUCAACUCAACGUCAGCAACCUUCGCAGCUUCAUCAGUCUGGUACAACAGGAAGCGCCCCUAUUCGAUCGAUCCGUGCUCGAGAACAUUGCUCUGGGCCUCGUCAACUCUCCCGCUCCCGCCCACGAAAAGUUCAAACCCAUCCUGAACAGCCCCAUCCUUGCCAACCUCGUCGCCAACGGGGACAAAGACGUCCUUGAGGUCGCGCGCGGCCAGGACCCCGACCUGGCCGAGCUUGUGGAGCUCGUAUAUGCAGCGGCACAGCUUGCGGACGCUACCUUCAUCGACAGCUUCGACAACGGCUACAGCACCCAGGUCGGCGUGGGCGGCAAGCUUGUCAGUGGUGGGCAGCGCCAGCGGAUCGCAUUGGCACGAGCACUCGUCCGUGAUCCAAGGGUCUUGGUCUUGGAUGAGGCAACGGCGGCUUUGGAUUCGGCUAGUGAGAGACGAAUCCAGGUCGCCAUCGACCGCGUGGCUGCUGCUGGUGGCCGGACUGUCAUUUCGAUUGCCCACAGGCUCUCCACCAUUCGAAAUGCGGACAACAUUGUGGUCAUGCGAGAUGGUAGGGUAGUGGAACAGGGCGCAUACACGGAUCUAGUCACCUCUGGUGGUGCAUUUGCUGCCAUGGUAAAUCUCCAGGGCAUCGGCUCGGGUGAUGACCACGACAGCGUCUUGUCUUCAGGCAGCACAUUCAUUGACGCAAAAGGUGCUGAUGCGUUUGUGUCGGUAAAAGAGCAAGAUCAUCCAAUUCAGUCUGAGCGCUCUAGUGAGCAAGCCGAGAAGUCACCGAUCCCCGCAGACUCAGACAACGAGAAGAAUGAGGCUCCUGCGGACAAGGACUCCGAUAAGCCUGCAUCAGAGGUCGUCAAGGGGCUCGGCUGGCUUGUUCGACCAAGCAUAUGGUGGCUAAUCAUGGGUAUCAUUGGUGCCGCCAUCGUCGGUUGCGCAUUCAGCGCAUCGGGUCUUCUCGUCGGAAACACUCUUGCUCUUCUUAAUCCCUGUACCACUACCCCUGACGGUGUUUUGAGGUUUGGUCAACUUUUCGGUGGGCUGAUUUUCAUGCUUGCCUUUGUCGAACUGGUCGCCAAUGUGGGCAGCUGGCUUGGAUUCGGUGUCGUCUCCGAGAACAUUCUUUACAAGACCAAAGUGUUGUCCCUGCGGGCAUUGAUGGGUCAGACUGUGGAGUGGCACCAGUCCGAGGGACGCACGCCCGCCUCUCUGCUCUCCAUCAUCACCAAAGACGGCGCCGCCCUUCAGGGAUUCAGUGGCUCCAUCGUGGGCACUCUGCUGUCGAUCCUGGUGAACUUUUUGUUUGCCGUAAUUCUUUCCCAUAUCCUAGCUUGGAAGAUCGCCCUGGUCUGUCUGGCGGUUGUUCCGAUUCUCCUAGGUGCGGGCGUCAUGCAGUAUCAUGCAUUCGCCCGCUUCGACGAGAAGCAUGAAAAGGCCUACGCCAGCGCCAUUGGAAUCACGGUCGAGGCAGUCAACUCGAUGAAGACGGUUGCUAGUUUGUCUCUGGAGAAGGAGCUGAUUGGGACUUAUCGUCGCAUGCUCAAAGGCCCUCAGAGAGACAUCCUCAAGGCUAGUUUGCACACGAACAUCUGGCUUUCGGUUGCCAACAGCACCGGCUACUUUGUCAAUGGCCUGGUUUACUGGUGGGGAUCUCAGCUCAUCAUGAGGGGAGAGUACACCCAGAGCCAGUUCUUCACAGUCAACAUCGCCCUCUUGGUGAGCGCGAACCUUUGGGGUCACACGUUUGCUCUCGCCCCUGAGAUUUCACGCGCCAAGGCUUCCGCCUCAAGGAUCCUCGGUCUGAUCGACCUGAAUCCCAAUCGUGACCUGGCCCUCCCCAAGAAGGGCAGCAGCGCCGGCGAGAAGCAGAAACAGAAAGACGUCGAGGCGUCCGCCGAGCCCAAGUCCCCAUCGCCGGCGACGAUGCUAUUAUCCGAGGGCGAGAACCGCGGCGUCGCCAUCACCUUCCGCGACGUAUCCUUCGCCUACCCCACCCGACAAAACGUACCCAUCCUCAACGGGUGCAACUUCACCAUCAACCCCGGCCAAUUCGUCGGCCUGGUCGGCCCGUCUGGCGCGGGCAAAUCCACCAUACUAGCGCUGAUGCAGCGGCUGUACUUGCCGAGCUCGGGCGCCAUCGCUAUCGACGGCGUCGACCUGAGCAGCGCGGCGGGCCGGCACGCGUUCCGCGACGACGUGGCCGUCGUGCCGCAGGACAACGCGCUGUUCGACGGCACGGUGCGCUUCAACGUCGGGCUGGGCGCGCGGCCGGGCCAGGAGGCGACCGACGCCGAGAUCGAGGAGGCGUGCCGCCUCGCCAACCUGCACGACACCAUCGUCGACACCCUGCCCGACGGCUACGACACCGAGUGCGGGCCCAACGGCAGCCGGCUCAGCGGCGGCCAGCGCCAGAGGCUGGCCAUUGCGCGCGCCCUCGUCCGCCGGCCCAGGCUGCUGCUGCUCGACGAGAGCACGUCGGCGCUGGACGCGGAGAGCGAGGCCGCGCUGCAGGAGGGGCUGGAGAGGGUCGCGAGGGGCAUCACCGUCGUCGCCAUCACGCAUCGCCUGCACACUGUCCAAAAGGCUGAUGUUAUACUUGUGGUUGAGGGAGGUAGGGUCGUGGAGAGGGGCUCGCACAGAGAGCUUCUGGAGAGGAGCGAGAGCUAUCGUGUCAAUGCCAUGCAGCAGAUGCUGCAGUGA
Pyricularia grisea is the source of this 4134-nucleotide messenger RNA. RefSeq lists its product as uncharacterized. Gene Ontology annotation, cellular component: membrane. The transcript is spliced from 3 exons. Gene Ontology annotation, molecular function: ABC-type transporter activity; ATP hydrolysis activity; ATP binding. NCBI's taxonomy places the organism in Eukaryota, Fungi, Ascomycota, Sordariomycetes, Magnaporthales, Pyriculariaceae. The record is from RefSeq and is a predicted model, not a curated record. Gene Ontology annotation, biological process: transmembrane transport. The coding region runs from base 1 to 4134 and encodes 1377 amino acids.